Molecule: messenger RNA, 1293 nt
Organism: Polychytrium aggregatum
Lineage: Eukaryota; Fungi; Chytridiomycota; Chytridiomycetes; Polychytriales
Exons: 1
Coding region: 1-1293 (430 amino acids)
Source: RefSeq, a predicted model, not a curated record
AUGGUCUACAAAGUCACGCCUCCUUCCAGCCCGUCCCUGUCGGAUGGCGACAGCGAGAGUCACGACUCUCAUCUGGACAGUCUCUGCUCCUCGCCCCAAAGCAAUGUACAUUUCCCUCAAUCACAUACUAAUAGCAGCAGCAGCUUUGGUGGAUACGAUUCCAAGCCGCCGUCCCGCGACUGCACUGCUGGCCCUCACUCCCACGGAGGCAUCCCAAAAACAAGCCAUGGCCACCCACUGAUGACCCGGUUCCACCAGGCCAAGGAGGCGCUCUCCAGGGCCCUGGGCGAGUUCAUGGAUGCGGCCAUGGCCCUCGGCGAGCACCCCGAAGACAUCCUCGCCCUUGUCGACCACGAUUCGUUGACGGAUCUUGCCCGGCUCUCGUCCACAGCCGCCCUGGCCUUCCCCAAGGUCUCGCUCUUUGGAGCGGCUCCGACCCAGACCGACGGCAUCGAGGCUGCAGUUCCCGAGCCCACCCAGGACAGCCUGGGCGAGGCCGUUACCGAACAACCCCUGCCCCCGACCCCCCUGGUCUCGAGCACCAUCCCGGGAUCCAACGGCGCCCGACCCGAGAGAAAGCGGCGGUCCAGCAAACACCAACCUCAUGAGCACACCCGUCAGCUCGACCACAUGCAUCUGCUUGCCAAGGAGAACAAGGUUCUGCGGGCGCAGCUCGACAUUGCAGUCGAGGCCCUGUCCCGCGCGAACCGACGCAUCCGGACCGAAAUCAGCCUCUCGGACGCCCGCGCUGAGCGAUACGAAGCUCGAAUCAGCGAUCUCGAGUACACUCUGUCGGCAGCGCAUGGGGAACUCACCGACAUGUCGCAACGGGUGCAGAAGCUGGAGAGCCAGCUCACGUCCUCGCAGGAGAUGGCCCUCACCAGCCGCCACGAGUCGGAGCAGUACCGAGCGGCGUACGGCCAGAUGGAGACCCAGCUGCGCGACUGGAAGGACCGCGAGCGAUCGUACAUUCGCACGCUUUCGAGCGAGCUGGCCGGCGCCAAGGACACGGUCCAGCAGCUUCUGCAGGAGCGCGAGCGAUGGGCCAGCCAGCAGGACGACCUGCUCCGCGAGUACAAGGCGCUGAAGCGGGCCAACCAGCUCCGGGUCAAGGAAGUGAUGAAUCUGAAGGCCAUGAUGGCAUCGAAGCACUCGCACCGGUCCAUGAUUCUAUGUGGCCACGACAACGAUAAGGACAGCGACAGCGAGCACGGCUCGCCCUCGACCCCGGCCAUGACCUGCUCCUCACCCGGUGCGCUUUCUGGCAAGAGCAUAAACCUCUACCGGUACUAG